Knipowitschia caucasica is the source of this 3765-nucleotide messenger RNA. The record is from the annotation of a GenBank genome assembly. Lineage: Eukaryota; Metazoa; Chordata; Actinopteri; Gobiiformes; Gobiidae.
AUGUCUCGAAAAUCAUGGAUUGAGGACAACUUCUUCAAGAGGGAGUGUGUAAAGUUUAUCUCUUCUUCUCGAGACCUGCAUAGAUGUGUUCCAGUGUGUCAAGUAUGUCUAAACCUAAUAAGAUGCUGUUGUGGUCGCUUGAUGGGGGAGCAUACUUCGCACAACUUUACUCCCCCUAUAUCCUUGAACCCUGGUCCAGAUCCAGACAAGGAUUGGUGUGUGGAGCUCCACACUUGUCCCACUCCCACUGACGCUUAUGGGACAGUGGACUUUGAAGACACUGCCACAAGAGUCUGCCGGGCCAAGUAUCUCCGUUUGGCGGUGGACUCAAAGCCAGAGGCCAUACUUCAGCUCAUGAUGAAGGAGUGGCAGAUGGAGAGGCCCAAACUGCUUCUCAGUGUCCAGGGAGGCUCCAAAAACUUCUCCCUCAGUUCUAAAGUGGAGCAGGCUUUCAGCAAAGGACUAAUGACUGCAGCUCUGAGCACAGGGGCCUGGAUACUCACUAACGGCAUCAAUACAGGUGUGUCCAAGUAUGUUGGUGAUGCAGUGAAAAUAUAUGGAGGCCACGAUUUGAGGAAGAGAAAUACUGUUGGUGUCACACCAUGGGGACUGAUUGACAACAAUGCAGAUCUCAUCGGUAGAGAUAUAUUUAGACCGUAUCAGUCGCUGGGUAACCCUCUCAGUAAACGUGCUUGUCUUAAUGGUUUUCACUCACAUUUCCUCUUUGUUGAUGAUGGGACACUUGGAAAACAUGGCUGCCAACAAGGUCUGAGGAGAAAACUGGAAAAACUAAUCAAUUCACAAAAGAUUCACCCGAGGCUAAACCUGGGGGUGCCUGUGGUGUGUGUCGUGCUGGAGGGUGGUCCCGCUGUAGUCUCCACAGUGUUGGACUAUGUGAGCAGUGUCCCUCCUGUCCCAGUGUUUGUGUUUGAAGGAUCAGGUCGUGCUGCUGACCUGCUCGCCUUCUUGCACAAGCAGACGGCUACAAACAAUGAACUGGAAGCUGAUUUAAAAGAUGACUUCCUCAUUAAGAUUGGCCAGGUGUUUGAAGUUGAUCGAUCUGAGGCCUCUCGCCUUUACUCACUGCUUCUGCAAUGCAUGGAUCAUAGGCCGUGUAUAACAAUUUAUGACUCUGAAUCUGAGGACCAAGUUUGUCCAGACGCUGCCAUUUUGACGGCCACACUGAAAGGUAUCAAGGCCAGUCCUGCUGAGCAGCUGAGCUUGGCCCUGGCCUGGGACAGGGCUGACAUUGCUCAGAAGGAUGUCUUGGUUUGUGGGCAGCAUUGGCAGGUGGGGUCAUUGGAGCAGAGUAUGCUAGAUGCACUGGUGAUGGACCGUGUCAGUUUUGUCAAACUCCUGAUUGAUAAUGGGAUGACAAUGACCCACUUCCUCACCAUCGAUCGACUCGAGAAGCUCUACAACACACACUCCCAAGGGCAUAUGAAAAGUUUUUUCCAUCAUCUCAUAGAAGAUGUGAAACAAACCUCUUUGCCGUUGAACUACCACCUCUCCAUCAUCGACAUGGGCCUAGUUAUUGAGUAUUUAAUUGGUGGUGCGUAUCGCAGCUCAUAUACACGUAAACAGUUCAGAGCUGCGUACAACCACCUCCAGAACAAGGCUGCUCAAGGCGACAGCUCAUCCUCACUGUUUUCAAUACAAACAAGAACUUCUCAAAACUUUUUUUUUAGGACUGCACAGCCAUAUAAACACAAGGGUUCUGAUGCUUCCCCAGGAACCAGUAAAGAAAGGGCUCUUCAUUCCACUUUUGAUGACAGCCCUCCAUUUCUUUCUUUUAAUUUCAAUGACCUUUUUGUGUGGGCAGUGCUUCAGCAGCGACAGCAGAUGGCGCUGUUUCUUUGGCAACACGGUGAAGAGGCUCUCGCGCGAGCAACAGUAGCCUGCAAACUGUACCGCUCCAUGGCCUUUGAGGCCAGGCAGAGCUGCAUGGAUGACAACAUCUCUGAGCAGUUCAAGGCCUAUUCUCUGGAGUUUGGUCAGCUGGCAGUGGACAUGUUGGACUGUGCGUUUCGUCAGAAUGAGCAGAUGGCCAUGAAGCUGCUGACGUCAGAGAUGGACGCGUGGAGCCACUUCACCUGUCUUCAAAUGGCCGUCUCGUCUGGACACCGGCCGUUUGUGUCGCACUCCUGCACCCAGACCCUCCUCACUGACCUCUGGACUGGAUCUCUCAACAUGAGCAAGAACUCUUUCCUCAAGAUUAUACUGAGCCUUCUUCUGCCACCUUUCAUCUUGAUGCUGGAGUUUAAAAGCAAAGCUGAAAUGUGCCACGUGCCACAGUCCCACGAGGCCAUAUUGUUUGGGCACGACUCUGUGGAUUCAGUGGAGAAAAACAUGGUAGCGAAUCACAUGGGCAGUGACGAUGCAGAGAGGGCUGUAUCUUUCCAUGACAGAUGUCUUGGUCCACUUUCUGAAACCGUCUCCUCACUGUCCCACCAGUGUUUGUCUUGGGACACUCGGAUUUACAAAUUUUACUCCGCUCCUGUUGUCAAGUUCUGGUUUCACACUAUAUCCUAUUUGUCAUUUGUGAUGUUGUUCUCUUACACUGUCCUUGUCAAAAUGGGGGACCAACCCAGUUUUCAGGAGUGGUUGGUGAUCGCCUUUGUGUUUUCUAUUGGAUUGGAGAAAAUCCGAGAGGUUUUCAUGUCUGAGCCAAGGAAGCUGCGUCAGAAGCUGAAGAUUUGGUUUUCUGAGUACUGGAACAUAUCAGACUUUGUUGCCAUCAUUCUUUUCAUGUUAGGUUUUUUGAUGCGCUGGUACUCUGAGCCUUAUCGAACAGUGGGCCGCUUUUGCUACUGCCUGGACAUCAUCUUCUGGUUCAUCCGUCUGUUGGAUCUCCUGGCAGUAAAUCAACAUGCUGGCCCUUACCUCACCAUGAUCACUAAAAUGACAAGAAACAUGUUCUUUAUUGUGGUGAUGAUGGCUAUCGUACUGCUGAGUUUUGGAGUUUCCAGAAAAUCCAUUUUGUCCCCAAAUGAGGAACCGUCCUGGAGCCUAUUCCAGGAUGUUGUGUUCCAGCCAUACUGGAUGAUCUAUGGUGAGGUCUAUGCUUCAGAGAUAGAUGCGUGUGAUGAUGGUAAGCCAUGUGCCCCUGCCUCUUUUCUUACCCCGUUCCUCCAGGCUGUCUACAUGUUUGUCCAAUACAUCAUCAUGGUCAACAUCCUCAUUGCUUUUUUCAACAACAUCUAUUUUGAUAUGGCUUCAUCCUCAAACAAACUAUGGAGGUACAAUCGUUACCGCUACAUAAUGACAUAUCAAGACAGACCGUGGCUUCCUCCGCCGCUUAUUUUUCUCAGUCACUUGGCUCUGGUGUUGAAAAUAUUCUAUCGAAGACUGAGUGGAGCUGUAGAGAGAGAGGAUAGAGGCUCUGGACUGAAGCUCUACUUGGGGUUUGAAGAUAGAAAGAAGCUGCAUGAAUUUGAAGAGAAAUGUGUUGAGGCCUAUUUUUAUGAGAAAAAGCCAGACCUCGAGGAUCAAAUAAAUGCAAUCAAGGUCACAGCAGACAGAGCAGAGGAAAUGUUCACGGUGGUUGGGGAUGUCUCUGAUAAGGUCACCAACAUCCAGGACAGUUUGUCAGAUUUGGACGUCCAGCUGGGACUGCUGCAGGACCUGUCUGCUCUGGCCGUAGACGCUCUGACGUUACUCUCUGCCACCAGCAGCAUGCACCAGGAGGAGGCGCGCUUAGAGCAAUACAAGAGUGUCAUGGCGGCGCAAGAGGAGGCACAAGAGGACACACUAAUACAGAAGUGA